CUGGUGGGCUGGCACGGUCUGGUUGGUCGGUUGGUUGACAGUUAGCCAUGGCUCGGCUUGCGCUGCUGCUGUUACCGGUUCUUUUUGAAUCUGUAUUUUCCAUUUCUUUCUUUUUACCGGUCAACUCAAGAAAGUGUUUACGAGAGGAAAUCCAUAAAGACGUCCUGGUGACGGGAGAGUAUGAAAUAAGCGAACAGGCGAACACGAAAACGAAUCUGAAGAUCACAGAUUCCUCCAGUCACACUCUUUACUCAAAGGAAGAUGCAACAAAAGGAAAAUUUGCAUUCACCACAGAGGACUACGACAUGUUUGAGGUUUGCUUUGAAGGAAAAUCGCCUUUGGGCUCUGGCAGAGUCCCAGACCAGUUGGUCAAUCUGGACAUGAAACACGGCGUGGAGGCCAAAAACUACGAGGAGAUUGCCAAGGUGGAGAAGUUGAAGCCUCUGGAGGUUGAGCUGAGACGACUGGAGGACCUGUCAGAGUCCAUUGUCAACGACUUUGCCUACAUGAAAAAGAGAGAGGAAGAGAUGAGGGACACCAAUGAGUCCACCAACACACGUGUGCUGUACUUUAGCAUAUUCUCCAUGUGCUGUCUCAUCGGUCUGGCUACAUGGCAGGUCUUCUACCUGCGGCGCUUCUUCAAGGCCAAGAAGCUGAUCGAGUAGAGCAGCUGUCAGCUUCUUACCUCUGAGGGGGAGGAGCUAUUCACUGCUCAGCUAACACAUCCCAACAUCCAACCCUCCUUGGACUAGCGAUAACAAACAGGAAGUGGGGCCAAGGGGAUUCAGAAUCUAGAUUUCAAGGUUAUAAGAGAGAGUCCCGAGGUUGUCCUUUGGAAAACAGAAAACAACAAGAUUCACCUGCUUAUUUAGGGAUUUGAAACAUGAAAAGCGCUGUAGGGAGAAACACAUUGUGAGACAUGGGGGACAUACGUAACACUGCAUGUGUGAGAUGUCUGUCCCCGUGAUGCUUCACCUUUCUGUCUGCACUGUUUUAAAUGUUGCAGCUCACUGAAUAAGAACUUGUUCCUUUAAUCCGUUGAACAGUGACAAUUUUGAAUUUUUGAGAUCAGUUUGAAUGGAUGUGCCAUGAGUGAAUGUCUUCCCGCUCUUCUGUUGAUGUACACAUUCUUUGCCACACCAUGCAAACCUAGAUCUUCGACCUUUUUGAUCAAGUGAAGGCUGUUUUGGGGGGAGAAACGGGGUUUAGAGGAGAUAAUUGGCAACCACUGAACUCCUUUAUUUAUGUGGCUUAAUUUGCCUCCAUCUUUGGUAGCUGAAUUGAACUGAGUCUGUAGUUUUUUUUUUUUCAUACUGUAAAUGCUUCUUUAGUUGCUUCUAAACAGUUUUUUUGGGGGGGGAGGGUUAGAGGGGGAGUUGCAAAAUCUGGGUGUAAAAUUCUAUAAGUUAUAAAUUAGGUCACUUCAAGCUCUUGCACAUUGUACUUUUGUUGUAGUAAUUCUGAAUGUUAAUUUUACACCAAUCAAAAGUAAACAAAACCAAAAACAUAAUUUUCUGCUUUUUUUUCUGGCCAACUAGUGAUGAACAGAGCUUUUAACUCCAAAUGUUAAGUGUGUUUUCAGACAGCGUACACUUUACUUAAUACCAUGUUUAGUAUAGAUUUUCACCCAUAUAACUUCCAAUUUCUAGUAGAUCUGUUCAGUGUGUUUCUGCUUCCUAAAUACUUCUGAGGCUUGGGUUACAUGAGGAUGUGGGGAGUUGCUACUGUUUUGGUUGUUUUUGGACACGGGAUAAUUGAAGCAUCUGUCAUGGGUACAUUUUUAACAAUGAACAUGGGCACACUAUGUGCAGUCAGUGAUUUUUAUGUUACCUGUUAAAUUUUGUAAAUUUAUGUUGGGCUUUUAUUCAAUAAAAUAUUGGACAAAUUUACAUUA
Messenger RNA from Cynoglossus semilaevis (tongue sole), 1894 nucleotides. RefSeq names its product transmembrane p24 trafficking protein 10 (gene tmed10). Bases 48 to 665 code for a protein of 205 amino acids. The transcript is spliced from 5 exons. NCBI's taxonomy places the organism in Eukaryota, Metazoa, Chordata, Actinopteri, Pleuronectiformes, Cynoglossidae. The record is from RefSeq and is a predicted model, not a curated record.